This is a messenger RNA of Rangifer tarandus platyrhynchus (Svalbard reindeer), 1038 nucleotides long. The record is from the annotation of a GenBank genome assembly. NCBI's taxonomy places the organism in Eukaryota, Metazoa, Chordata, Mammalia, Artiodactyla, Cervidae.
AUGCUCAUGUUUGACCCAGUUCCUGUCAAGCAAGAGGCCAUGGACCCUGUCUCGGUGUCAUACCCGUCUAAUUACAUGGAGUCGAUGAAGCCCAACAAGUACGGCGUCAUCUACUCCACGCCGUUGUCGGAUAAGUUCUUCCAGACGCCGGAAGGCCUGUCUCACGGGAUGCAGAUGGAGCCGGUGGACCUCACGGUCAACAAGCGGAGCUCACCGCCCUCCGCCGGGAGCUCGCCGUCCUCCCUGAAGUUCCAGCCCUCGCACAGGCGAGCCUCGCCCGGGCUGAGCCUGCCCUCCCCCAGCCCGCCCGGGAAGAAGUACUCGCCGCCGCCGCCCGGCGUGCAGCCCUUCGGCGUGCCGCUGUCCAUGCCGCCGGUGAUGGCCGCGGCCCUGUCCCGCCACGGCAUCCGGAGCCCGGGCAUCCUGCCUGUCAUCCAGCCCGUCGUCGUGCAGCCCGUCCCCUUCAUGUACACCAGCCACCUCCAGCAGCCGCUCGUGGUCUCCUUGUCGGAGGAGAUGGAAAAUUCCAGCAGUGGCAUGCAAGUACCUGUAAUUGAAUCAUAUGAGAAGCCUAUAUUGCAGAAAAAAAUUAAAAUAGAACCUGGGAUCGAACCACAGAGGACAGAUUAUUAUCCCGAAGAAAUGUCACCCCCUUUAAUGAACUCAGUGUCCCCCCCGCAAGCAUUGUUGCAAGAGAAUCACCCAUCAGUCAUCGUGCAGCCCGGGAAGAGACCUUUACCUGUGGAAUCUCCAGACACACAACGGAAGCGGAGGAUACACAGAUGUGAUUAUGACGGAUGCAACAAAGUGUACACUAAGAGCUCUCACUUGAAAGCACACAGAAGAACACAUACAGGAGAAAAACCCUACAAAUGUACGUGGGAAGGAUGCACAUGGAAAUUUGCUCGGUCUGAUGAACUCACAAGACAUUUCCGAAAACACACUGGAAUCAAACCUUUCCAGUGUCCAGACUGUGACCGCAGCUUCUCCCGCUCCGACCACCUUGCUCUUCACAGGAAACGCCACAUGCUCGUGUGA